GCGCACGUCACAUCCCCUUGACCCUCCAAUCACCUCGGGCUCCCAUUUGAUUGGAAGGCGGCAAAGGCUUUAAUCUCACACUAAUUCAGCCGCUUUUGAAGUGAAAAUUUCUCCCAGUUCCCGGCUUGGGAGGAGCAGCGCGCGGACGUGCGGCAGAGCAGCGAGAGAGCGCGCGCGACGCGUGUGGUGGGAGAGAGACGCAGCAGCUCCGGGAUCGGCGGAGAGCUCACGCCUUUCCUCCUGCCAGAGGAUUAACGCAGACUGACUUUCGCUUCCUGAGCGUCUUGUUUUUGUUUUUUUUUUUAAAUCGUUUGUUUGUUUGAUUUUUGGUUUCAUUUUUUCUGAGAAGCAGAGCGAAGCCCACCGCUUUCAUGAGUCCGAGGAGUGAGCGCGCGACUAGCGGGUCAUGAUCACAUUGCCCUCCGCUACUGCUCUCCGAAACGGCGACUCGGCUCUAGCGUGGGACAGCAGCGGCUCUCGGAAUAUCAGCACCAAGCCUUUCUUCCACUCCGUCCCCCCGUCGGACCCUUUACGGCAAGCGCAGCGACUCCCAAUUAAAGUGCUCAAAAUGCUCACCGCGCGCACGGGACACAUUUUGCACCCGGAGUACUUGCAGCCUUUACCGUCCACUCCGGUCAGCCCGAUCGAGCUAGAUGCCAAGAAAAGUCCGCUUGCUCUGCUGGCGCAGACAUGCUCCCAAAUCGGGAAGCCGGACCCCCCGCCCUCCUCCAAGCUCUCCUCGUCGUCGUCCGGAGGAUCCGGCGAGAAGGAGGCGAAGUCCGGCCCGCUAAAGCUGAGCGACAUCGGCGCGGAGGACAAGUCCAGCUUCAAGCCGUACUCCAAGCCGACGGACAAGAAGGAGUCUGCGGCGGGCGCGGAUAAGUCUGGUUUCCGCGUGCCGAGCGCCACCUGCCAGCCAUUCACGCCCGGGACUGGCAGCCCCACCUCCAGCACGUCGGCCUCGCCGAUGCCCUCGGACGGAAAGGGCGAGCGAGAUGAGAAGAAGGAGGGUGGCGACUGCACCAAGACGUGCGCCACGGACGGCUCGGGGGCCACGGGCGUCAGCCACAGCCGGAUAAGCGUGAGCUGCGCGGGGAUUAACGUGGAGGUGAGCCAGCAGCAGGAGAGCAAGGCCGCCGCUGCCGCAGCUUCAGCCGCGUCCGAGCCGUCAUCUGCCCCGUCCGCCACCUCCGCCUCCUCCGUGUUGGGCUCCGGACUCGUGGCGCCCGUGUCCCCGUACAAGCCGGGCCAGGCCGUAUUCCCACUGCCUCCCGCCAGCAUGUCGUAUCCGGGGGGCCUGGCAGGCGCCUACGGCGGCUACCCGCAGCCCUUCCUGCCUCACGGUGGAGGACUCGUGAACGCGCAGCUCGCCACGUCACUAGGUUGCAGCAAGGCCGGCUCGAGCCCACUGGCCGGCGCCUCGCCGCCGUCCAUCAUGUCGGCGAGCCUGUGCAGAGACCCGUACUGCCUGAGCUACCACUGCGCGAGCCACCUGGCGGGCGCGGCGGCAGCGGCGGGCGCCUCGUGCGCGCACGACUCCGCCCUCAAGUCCGGAUACCCGCUCGUGUACCCAGCGCACCCACUGCACUCCGUGCACUCCACGCCGCCAUCGUUCGGCGGCCACGCCGCGCUCUACCCCUACGGCUUCGUGCUGCCCAACGACCCGCUGCCGCACGCCUGCAACUGGGUGUCGGCGAACGGGCCAUGCGACAAGCGCUUCUCCUCAUCCGAGGAGCUCCUGAGCCACCUGCGGACGCACACGGCGUUCACUGGGGCCGAUAAGCUCAUGUCCGGCUACCCAAGCUCGUCGUCUCUCGCCAGUGCCGCCGCUGCCGCGGCCAUGGCAUGCCACAUGCACAUGCCGGCCUCAGGGGCUCCGGGCAGUCCUGGGACGCUCGCGCUAAGGAGCCCGCACCACGCGCUGGGACUGAGCAGCCGCUACCACCCGUACUCUAAAAGUCCACUGCCCACAGCCGGAGCCCCAGUGCCCGUGCCGGCCGCCACCGGGCCCUACUACUCCCCCUAUGCACUCUACGGCCAGAGACUGACCACAGCAUCAGCGCUUGGAUACCAGUGAAACGGACUCUUUUUAUCCCCCCACACCCCCUUCCCCCAAAAAAAUUUAUAGAUUAUAAAGAUUGAAAUAUAAAGACUUUUAUAGCAGCGCGCCACUGAAGGACUGGAUCCGUGGACUUCCUCCCCUCUCCCGUAUUUAUUUCUGUCGGCUCAAAGCGGACAAUAACGCAGAGGAAAAUAUCAGAGCAACUCAAAGUGCAUUAAAGUCAGUAGGCGAAAGUGAGAGAGCCGCGUUAGAGUACUAAUAAACAAAUAGGGGCUCUACGGUUUUCCACGUUGAUUUGAAAUUGCUAUGAUUGUAUUGUACGUUCUUAUUUAAUGUCACAUUGAAAAGGAAAUAAUUUACAUGCAUGUUUGUUUUUUGUUUGUUUUUUUUUUUCUUUUCUUUUUUUUAAAACCCAAAAUUGUCCGCAUAAUUUUAAAUGGCCGUUAUUUUUCAGGUGUAUACCAUGGAGAGAGAAUUGGUAUUUUUUUGUAUGUAUUCUGGGAAAAUAAGAAACAAUUCUGUUGCA
This is a messenger RNA of Pygocentrus nattereri (red-bellied piranha), 2588 nucleotides long. RefSeq names its product zinc finger protein 503 (gene znf503). The record is from RefSeq and is a predicted model, not a curated record. Gene Ontology annotation, cellular component: nucleus. Gene Ontology annotation, biological process: negative regulation of DNA-templated transcription. Lineage: Eukaryota; Metazoa; Chordata; Actinopteri; Characiformes; Serrasalmidae. The transcript is spliced from 2 exons. The coding region runs from base 407 to 2077 and encodes 556 amino acids.